AUGUGCUUCUCAUCUAGCAACUCGACCGUUAUCAACACGGCCUUCAACCACACCCAGCCCUACUUCAGCGUCUUCGAAGAGGUCUCCAAGUACAAUGUCCAGCUUAACUACGCCGAGCGCCUCUGGACAGCUUGGUAUCUCUGGAUGCAGAAUGACAUUCUCGCCACCGGUAUCAUGAGCUUCGUCAUGCACGAGACCGUCUACUUCGGUCGCAGUCUGCCCUUCAUCAUCUUCGACCUCAUCCCCUGGUUCCACAAGUACAAGAUCCAACCCCAAAAAAUGCCGACACUCAAGGAGCAAUGGGACUGUGCCAUGGUCGUCCUCAUCAGCCAUUUCACCGUCGAGUUGCCUCAGAUCUGGCUCUUCCACCCCCUAGCCACCUGGUGCGGUAUGGAGUACGGCGUCCCCUUCCCGCCUCUCUGGAAGAUGGCCAUGCAAAUCUCCAUCUUCUUCGUCAUGGAGGAUACCUGGCACUACUGGUUCCACCGGGCUCUGCACUACGGCCCGCUCUACAAGGCUAUCCACAAGCUUCACCACUACUACUCCGCUCCUUUCGGCCUCGCUGCUGAGUAUGCCUCGCCCAUUGAGGUCAUGCUGCUGGGUAUUGGUAUUGUUGGCUCGCCCAUCUUCUGGGUGACCCUGACUGGCGACCUCCACCUCCUGACCAUGUACGCCUGGAUCGUCCUCCGUCUGUUCCAGGCUAUCGACGCCCACAGCGGCUACGACUUCCCCUGGAGCUUGCGCCACUUCCUGCCCUUCUGGGCCGGUGCCGACCACCACGACCUCCACCACGAGAAGUUCAUCGGCAACUACGCCUCCUCUUUCCGCUGGUGGGACUACUGCCUUGACACCGAAGCCGGCCUCGAAGCCCACAAGAAGCGCCGCGAGCGCAAGCUCGCUGCCAUCAAGGCUCAGAAGGCCCAGUAA
Molecule: messenger RNA, 927 nt
Organism: Colletotrichum karsti
Lineage: Eukaryota; Fungi; Ascomycota; Sordariomycetes; Glomerellales; Glomerellaceae
Product: c-4 sterol methyl oxidase
Exons: 3
Coding region: 1-927 (308 amino acids)
Biological process (GO): ergosterol biosynthetic process
Molecular function (GO): iron ion binding; C-4 methylsterol oxidase activity
Source: RefSeq, a predicted model, not a curated record